Dendrobium catenatum is the source of this 4005-nucleotide messenger RNA. RefSeq names its product serine/threonine-protein kinase BRI1-like 2. Lineage: Eukaryota; Viridiplantae; Streptophyta; Magnoliopsida; Asparagales; Orchidaceae. Gene Ontology annotation, cellular component: plasma membrane. Bases 367 to 3786 code for a protein of 1139 amino acids. Gene Ontology annotation, molecular function: protein binding; ATP binding; protein kinase activity. Gene Ontology annotation, biological process: protein phosphorylation. The transcript has a single exon. The record is from RefSeq and is a predicted model, not a curated record.
CAGAACAAGCAUUGGAGCAUGUCCAUAUCCAAAGCUUGAAUACCUUUGGAUGGACUAAUAUAUAUAUAUAUCAUUUCUAUAGGUCCACAAUGUAGUCCUUGGGAUCCCCUUUGAAGGCAAAACACUUCUUCUCUUUUGUUCAGAAAAAGCAUUGUUGGAUCACCUUAUUUGUCCUGAACCCUAGAUAUUUCAACUGAUACUUCGCUGGCUUUAUACAAAACCCUGAGAAAUAGCUCACCAACUCCUAAGCCCAUCACUACAAGCAUCUCUGCCCCUUCCCUUCUAGCUUUCCCCAUUCACCAGCAUUGUGACCUCUUAAAACAAGAAUUCUGCCGCCUUAUCUCUCAGGCUCUCACUAAAUCUCCCAUGGAGAAGAAAAAUAUCCAAGUUCUCUAUAUUUCUAUCCUUCUAACCCUUCUUUUCAGUAUGAUAUCUUUGUCUUUGUCAUCAAUAUUUGAACAAAACUAUGAGCUUUACCAAAGUAUCAAAACAGAUGCAGAAGCUCUGCUUCUAUUCAAGAAGACAAUUGAGAAGGACCCUGGUGGAGUUCUUUCCAAUUGGAAGCCUGGAAGAAACCCAUGCAACUGGUUUGGAGUCUCAUGCACUCUUGGCCGAACAACACAGCUAAAUCUCAGUGGAUGCAAUCUCUCAGGAAGACUCUCGUUCUACCCUCUAUCAUUUCUUACCAUGCUUUCUUUCCUCAAUAUCUCCAGCAAUUCCUUCUCCAUCAAUUCCACUAGCCUAGUUCAGCUCCCUCAUGCACUGCAAAAGCUUGAUCUCUCCUCUGCAGGGCUUUCUGGAAUCAUACCCCAAAAUUUUCCGUCAUUUCAUGCCAAUAUAGUGCAUGUUGAUCUCUCACACAACUUAAUCGAAGCUAUUCCAGAGAAUCUCAUUGCUGAAUUGAAGAAUUUUCAAUUCCUUGACCUCUCGUUCAACAACAUAUCAAACACCAUGUCCAGCCUAAACUUUGGAAACUCCUGCAAGAGCUUGCUGCACAUGGAUCUCUCAAAUAAUCACCUAACCGGUAGAAUUCCAAACUCCUUGUCCAAUUGCACCAGCAUCAAAUUCCUGAACCUCUCUUACAAUGCACUAGCUGGGGAGAUACCUGAUUCUUUUGCCCUACUCCGAAGCCUUGAGAGGCUAGACCUCUCUGGCAAUCACUUCACUGGUUCAAUCCCAGAAGGACUAGGCAAUGCCUGUGGAUCCCUUCAACAACUGAAGCUCUCCACAAAUAACAUUUCCGGCUCAAUACCAAACUCCUUCUCCUCCUGUUCCUCCCUCCAGUUGUUAGACUUAGCCAACAACAACAUCUCUGGUCCAAUUCCAGAAGACGUUCUACAAAACCUCUCAUCCCUUGAGAGUUUAUUGCUGAGCAAUAACUUUAUAUCAGGGUCAUUCCCAAGCUCUAUCUCUGCCUGCAAGAGCUUAAGGAUAGCAGACUUCAGCUCAAACAAGCUCACUGGUCCCUUGCCGCCAAAUAUCUGCCCAGGAGCCACCUCCCUAGAAGAGCUUUCUGCCCCAGACAAUAUGAUCACCGGUAAUAUCCCAUCUCAAUUGUCCCUCUGCUCGCAGCUGAGGACAAUUGAUCUCAGCAUAAACAACCUUGAAGGCUUGAUCCCACCAGAGCUCGGCCGCCUUCAUAACCUGGAACUGCUGAUGCUAUGGUUCAACGGCCUCAGCGGAAGCAUUCCUGCAGAACUUGGCCUGUGCCCAAAGUUGAAGAACCUGAUCCUCAACAACAACUUCAUCAGUGGCGACAUACCUUUGCAGCUCUUCAACUGCAGCGAUCUGGAGUGGAUAUCUCUCACCAGCAACCGCAUCACCGGAAGCAUCCCCAGUGAGCUGGGCCGCCUCUCGCGCCUUGCCGUGUUGCAGCUGGCCAACAAUAGCCUCAGGGGCAAGAUUCCGCCAGAACUCCGUAAUUGCACCAGCCUUGUGUGGUUGGAUCUCAACAGCAACAGACUCUCAGGGGAGAUCCCGCCACGCCUUGGCCGGCAGCUGGGAGAAAGGGCUCUCAGCGGCAUUUUGUCAGGCAACACGCUGGCUUUUGUGCGGAAUGUGGGGAAUUUAUGCAAGGGCGUGGGAGGGUUGCUGGAGUUCGCCGGUAUCCGGCCGGAGAGGCUCCUCCAGGUACCGACGCUGAAGUCGUGCGACUUCACCAGGCUUUAUUCCGGUGCCGCUCUGAAUGACUGGACACAUUACCAGACCCUUGAGUACCUCGACCUUUCCUAUAACGAGCUACACGGGUGGAUACCCGAUGAGUUUGGGAACAUGGUAGUACUCCAGGUGCUCGACCUCGCGCACAACAGACUGUCCGGCGAGAUCCCUGCGUCGCUCGGCCGACUGAGGAAUCUAGGAGUUUUCGACGCGUCGCAUAAUAAACUCCAAGGUGAGAUACCUGAUUCCUUUUCGAAUCUCUCCUUUCUGGUUCAAAUCGAUCUGUCAGAUAACAACCUGACGGGACCGAUCCCAACAAGGGGGCAGCUCAGCACUCUCCCGGCGAGCCAAUACGCGAAUAACCCGGGCCUCUGCGGGGUCCCGCUGCCCCCUUGCCAGGUGAGCCGUGAACUCCCGCCGGCGGCUGGAGAGAAUUUAGGGAGGAGGAGCAACCGGCCGGCCGCAGCGGCCUGGGCGAACAGCGUGGUGCUCGGGGUGUUGAUGUCAGUGGCAGUGAUUUGCGUUGUGAUCGUGUGGGCGAUCGUGGCGAGGGCUCGGCGGCGGGAGGCGGAGGAGGCAAAAAUGCUCGGCAGCCUCCACGCGGCGCACGCGGCGACAACUUGGAAGAUCGGGAAAGAGAAGGAGCCGCUCAGCAUCAACGUUGCCACGUUCCAACGCCAGCUACGAAAGCUGACGUUCUCACAGCUGAUCGAGGCGACCAACGGAUUCUCCGCCGCGAGCAUGAUCGGGAGCGGAGGGUUCGGGGAGGUAUUCAAGGCCACGCUAAAGGACGGUUCGAGCGUCGCCAUCAAGAAGCUGAUCCACUUGAGUUACCAAGGGGAUCGGGAGUUCACCGCAGAGAUGGAGACGCUGGGAAAGAUCAAGCAUCGAAACCUAGUACCACUGUUGGGCUACUGCAAGGUCGGCGAAGAACGUUUGCUGGUAUACGAGUACAUGAGAUACGGAAGCCUCGAGGACAUGCUUCACGGGAGACGGCGGGAGCGGGAUACGGCACUGAACUGGGAUGAGCGGAAGAAGAUAGCUCGCGGGUCAGCUAAGGGACUCUGCUUCCUGCACCACAACUGCAUUCCGCACAUUAUACACAGGGAUAUGAAAUCGAGUAACGUCCUGCUCGACGGGGAGAUGGAAGCGAGGGUUUCAGAUUUCGGAAUGGCGAGGCUAAUCAGCGCUCUCGACACUCAUCUGAGCGUGAGCACGUUGGCCGGAACGCCCGGCUACGUCCCGCCGGAGUAUUACCAGAGCUUCCGGUGCACGGCCAAGGGGGAUGUAUAUUCGUUCGGAGUAGUGUUGCUAGAAAUCAUCACCGGGCGGCGGCCGACCGAUAAGGAGGAUUUUGGCGAUACAAAUCUUGUGGGAUGGGUGAAGAUUAGGCUUGGGGAGGGGAAGGGGAGAGAGGUUUUGGAUAAGGAGCUGCUGACUGAAGCUGUGAAUGGGAUUGGGGAGAUAGAGUUGAGGGAAAUGGAGGGAUUUCUUGAGAUUGCUUUGAAGUGCGUAGAUGACUUUCCGUCGAAGAGGCCGAGCAUGCUGCAGGUGGUGGCGAUGCUAAGGGAGCUCGGCGAUGGCUCUCUUGUGGAGGUAGAGAGUCGAGCUCAGGAAACAUCGAUUUGAUCCUUCAUACUAUUACUGUUGAUCGCUGUUCAACUUGAUCAUGGAUCAGCUUCAGUAAUGCUAUGGAUAUAAAUCCAGAUUCUGAGAGUAAAUGAUAUCGCAAUGCCAUUCUGCACUGAAUUCAGUUGUAUUGGUUUGUUCUGUCUUCCUGAUUUUAUACAGAGAAACCCUAAAUUAGAAAAUACGAGUUACAAUAAAUCAAUAGUCUCUUUUGAAUCA